AUGAAUUCAACCCCAGUGACACAGACAGAAUAUGCUGACUACAAGAACUACACCACAAGUUCCUCAUCUUGCAGGGAUGUGAUGUGUAUUUCUUAUGCAGUAGCAAAUGUGAUCAUAUGUGUCCUGAGUGCUGCUGGAAAUGAUUUGGUGAUCUGGAUUGCAGGAUUUAAGGUGAAGAAGUCAGUCGUCACCACCUGGUACCCGAGCCUGGCAGUGUCUGACUUCAUAUUCUCCUGCACUCUGCCCUUCAGGGUUGUCUAUGGGGUUGAAAAAGAGUGGUUCUUCAGGCGCUUCAUGUGCAAGUUCAGUUGCUUCAUGAUGUGGCUCAACAUGUACAGCAGCAUCUUCCUCCUCGUCAUCAUCAGUGUGGACUGCUGUCUCUGCAGCUCUGAACUGAAGGAGCAAUUAAACAGAAUCAAGAGUCAUCAUGAAUUCAACCCCAAUGGCAGAAACAAAGAACGACGCCGGUUUAAGGUGAAGAAGUCAGUCGUCUCCACCUGGUACCUGAGCCUGGCAGUGUCUGACUUCAUGUUCUGCUGCACUCUGCCCUUCUGGGUUGUCUAUAGGGUCAAAAAUAAGUGGUUCUUCGGGCGCUUCAUGUGCAAGUCCAGUUCCUUCAUGAGGUGGCUCAACAUGUACAGCAGCAUCUUCCUCCUCGUCAUCAUCAGUGUGGACCGCUGUGUGCUUGUUAUGUUUCCUGUGUGGGCUCAGAACAAGCGCACAAAAAGAAAGGCCUCUGUGAUAGUCAUGCUAGCUUGGAUCAUUGCAGCAGCAUUAAGUGCACCAUCAGCUGUUUUUCGAGAAAUUCGUUAUGAUCAAUACAACCAGACUUCAAUGUGUAGGAACAAUUACAAUAAUACAGAACACUACAUUGCUAACAAAGCCUGUCGAUUCAUUUUUUUAUUUAUGGUCCCGUUCAUGAUCAUUAUCAUUUGUUAUAUAUUCAUCAUUCGAAAGCUGAAGUCCAACCAGACAGUAAAGUCCAAAAAGCCUGUUAAGAUCAUGACGGUGCUGAUUGUUACUUUCUUGAUCUGCUGGCUGCCUUAUCAAACUCUUUCUCUGAUAAGAUUAUUCAUGCCACGUGUUCGUCCUGUUCACACUGCAUAUGUAUUUAGUCUCCUUCUUGCCCAUGCCAACAGCUGUCUGAACCCGUUUCUCUAUGCAUUCAUGGGAAAAGACAUUAAGGAGCAAUGUUAUGCACUUUGGUCAAAAAUUGAGAAUGCAGUGAAGGAGGAAUAUGAUCAGAACACCGUCCAAGUAACAGAUACCUCAAGCAGUUUACCAAGAGCAAUCACUCUUUUCCAGUUUGUGCACCACGCUUAA
Colossoma macropomum (tambaqui) is the source of this 1323-nucleotide messenger RNA. RefSeq names its product chemokine-like receptor 1. The transcript has 4 exons. Gene Ontology annotation, molecular function: G protein-coupled receptor activity; complement receptor activity. The record is from RefSeq and is a predicted model, not a curated record. Gene Ontology annotation, biological process: phospholipase C-activating G protein-coupled receptor signaling pathway; chemotaxis; positive regulation of cytosolic calcium ion concentration. The coding region runs from base 1 to 1323 and encodes 440 amino acids. Gene Ontology annotation, cellular component: plasma membrane. NCBI's taxonomy places the organism in Eukaryota, Metazoa, Chordata, Actinopteri, Characiformes, Serrasalmidae.